Molecule: messenger RNA, 2303 nt
Organism: Paramacrobiotus metropolitanus
Lineage: Eukaryota; Metazoa; Tardigrada; Eutardigrada; Parachela; Macrobiotidae
Exons: 2
Coding region: 222-959 (245 amino acids)
Biological process (GO): autophagy; peptidyl-serine phosphorylation
Cellular component (GO): cytoplasm
Molecular function (GO): ATP binding; protein binding; protein serine/threonine kinase activity
Source: RefSeq, a predicted model, not a curated record
UUGAUAUCUUUAGAGCCGCAGCGUUAAACUUUAUUGUGAUAGAGUUAUAAUCCCCGCGUUACCGUUUUGAUCACUGUUCAUCUUUAUGUUAGUAAUUGGAGGAAUGCGCAGUUACAGAAGAUACUUGAGGGACAGACUCCAUUUUUACUCCUGCACGACAUUUAUGAUAUUAAACCGGUUGGAUUAACAAUAAGUCUCUUCGCGCUUGUUAACUGCAUGCAAUGGAAGCAGGUUUCCUUAUGAUACCGAAAUGCGAAACAUUUGGCACCACGUGUACAUAUCGUUAUAGCACCCAUGACGAUUUCAUUGGAAAAGGUUCUUACGGCAGCGUAUUCAAGGCAACGGUUACAGAUGGCGGAAACUACACAGGGGAGGAUUCAGUGGCAGUUAAGGUAGUGCACUUGGAAUCAACAAUGGAAAAUCUGGUAAACCCCAAAAAUUACACACAAGCGCGGAAUAGAUUGAGAUCGUUAGUGAAUCUAAGGCACGAGCACUUGGUUGCUUAUCAUAAAGUGACUAUCAUCAGAGCGGUCGGAGGAGUCACGGUCGAGCUAAUGAUGGAGUACCAUGAUGGUGAUCUGGCAGCUCUUUUAUACCAGUUACGGCAAAGUCAAAGUCUGCUUGAUCAGAAAACAGCUAUUCUGUAUGCCAUCGAAAUCACUAAAGGAGUGGAGUUCCUUCACCAGAAUAACAUCAUUCACGGAGACCUGAAACCAGGCAAUGUGCUGAUCAAGCGCACUAACUCCGGCCAAAAAAGACUGCUAAUUGGCGAUUUGGAUGAUUUGGUAGAAAUGCAGCGAGACAUGACCUGUACAAACGAUAUUACACAUCUUCGUGGCACGAUCCGUUAUAUGUCGCCCGAAAUGCUUCAGAGGUUCGCCACGUUACGCAAUGAAAAACCGGGACAGGAAGCUCAGGGGCUAAAACCGAUUUGUGGAGCGUUGGAUGUAUUGUCCUAGAAAUGGGAAACUGUGUCACAAGAUCAAAUGAUGAACUUGUGCUGUUGGGUCCAGAAGGAAAGCUUGAGAAAACAAGUGAACUCUCUAACGCUGGGUUCGUUACACUGAUGAUCGCUGGUUACGUUCCCGUAAUUCCCGACGCACUCCCGGCAGAUUUGGCCGCAUGUAUUCGCCGCUGUUUGUGUGCAAAAAGUGAGAACAGGGCAACCGCUCAGGAGCUAGAGGGAGUACUGCGACAAGUGCAAAGUUUGGUCGAGAAAGAUCCAAAACUCAUAGAUUACGUUUUUUUGUUUUACGACACCGAAGCGGCAACAAGGAAACCGUCCAAAAUGUCUGUUCAGCAGAUGGAUGCCUACAAUAAUACUGUGGAGGACUUUCCUGUGCCUGUAGAGCUUCAAACCAAACGAUUUUCCAACGAGUUCCUUAUAGCGAACAAUGGAAUCGCUUGCAGAAUUUGGGACCCUAAGGAGAAAAGCGCGGAUCGGCGAACGAUUACCUGGAAUGUGGUGGAAAAAACUUGGCGUUACAUUAUGCUUCCCAGUGUAUCAGUUCGCGAGCAUACUGCAUUGGCUAUACAGGACAAAGUGUAUUACAUCGACAAUAUGGACAACGACUUCAAAGUUUUAAGUGUCACAGAUGGAAAAGUGGUCGUGUUACCGAAGCUACCCAUGACAUCUGCGAUAGUAUGGGAGGAGUAUGUAUACCAGUUUCUCAGUUUGUCCCCUGCUGGAUUCUGAUUGCAAUGUGUAUGUUCGCUGUUGCAGGAUUGGGCAAGUCGUGUGUGGAGUACAAACCGGUCUCCGGAUAAUUUACAUCGGGAUAAACAUUUUCCUCAAGCAGGGAAUUCCGCUUUCGGUAUGCGUUGAGAGCUUUAGCACGGUAAACCAGGAGUGGCAGAGGUUCCCGGUGUGGCCCGAAUCCAGGUGGUCCUUUGCGGCGGUUGCACUGGACGAGUGCGUAUACGUUUUGGGAGGCGAAACCCUCGGUCACGGAGCGAUGGACUCGUGUGUACGCUUAAAUAUGCGAACGCGUACUUGGGAGAAGAGACGCUCCAUGCCAAAAGCCCGGAUGAAGCAUUGCGCAUUUGUAAUAAACAAACGCAUUUACAUCAUUGGCGGAUGGUCAGAUAAAAACAAAUAUGUGUCGCGAAUCGUGGAUAUCUAUGAUCCUGAAAGGAAUUCAUGGGAAAAGGUCGCUUUCCGGGCUGAUAAUAGUACAUGUGAGCCAGUUUAUCAGAAAUUUGCCGAGCCUUGUGCUGUUUUAGUUACUUCUCCGAAUUUAUAGCACAGUUGUUCGAUGUCUUGGAGACAUGCAUACUUUGGUGCUUUGUUGUUAUGUGGGAUU